Messenger RNA from Linum trigynum, 2521 nucleotides. NCBI's taxonomy places the organism in Eukaryota, Viridiplantae, Streptophyta, Magnoliopsida, Malpighiales, Linaceae. The record is from the annotation of a GenBank genome assembly.
CUAAAUGGGCUUUGCCACUUGGUAUCAAUGGGCUGUACUACUAGCCUCACUAAAGAGGGCUGACAAUCAAUCACAGCAAUGAGAAAUAAAACCCAUAAUGAUGAACAACAAUUUGCCCCAUAUAUUGGCUUAUUGGUCUAGGUAAUAGGAAUCGAUCGAAAUGAAGAUAGAGAUAAAAAUCGAUCAAAAUAAUUGUCCAAUUCGAUUUUGACUAAUUUUAAUCUAGCUUAUUGAUUAAAUUAUGUUAUAACUUAAGAAAAUUGAGAAUCAAAAUCAAGUGAACAUGCACUUUGAUAUACGAUUUGAUCCGAUUCAAACAUCAACUUUUGAUCGACCGAAGUCUAUGCUCACUAGUUUCAACUUGCAUUAAACAGAGAGUACAAUAUAAGGAAGAAAGAAAGUGAAAGAGAAGAGAGGAAGAUGAUGGAUGGAUAUGUGGAUCACUGACAAAAGCAAAGCAAAAGGGAACCAAAACAAAAAGAAAAAGCUAGUAGGAGUGGGGAAGAGAGGUACUGGGCAGUUUGGCCAGCCAUGGCCAUGAGCAGAGCAAAAAAGCAGCAAAUACAAAUAUAUAAACUCUUGAUCUAGAAGAAAAAGGAGAAGAGAAAGCAAAAGGGUGUUUAUGUGAAUGAAUUUUGCCAACCCAUCAAGCCAUCAUGCUCAUCAUAUCAUAUCACCACCACCACCUCAUCAUCAUCAUAUCUCCCCCAAAAAACUUUGUUUGAAAACCCAACUUUUUAACUGUUAACUUUCCUCCUCUCUUCUUCCCCCAUACAUCCCUUUCACAACUCAUCAGCAUUUCCAUUUCCCUCCACAUUCCUCCUCCAUUGAUGCUUCUUCUUCUCUCAGUUCUUCCACUUUCUUUCUUAUGUUCAUAUGCAAGAUCCAGCUGACACCUCCUCCUUGCAGAGCUCAAGGUAACUUUGUCUCUGUUUUCAUCAGUUCAAAGGUUGAGGGAUGGGAUGGGUUAUGUGCAUGGAAUGUAAGUUUGGAAAAGUAUAGGUUGUCCAAUUGAAGUGUUGGCUCGAUUUCGUCAUGAGUCGAUGAUCGAUGUUGGUCCCCACGAUUUUGAACUUGAAGUGAUGUGUUACCUCGAGUGGAUUCACUGCUUGAUGUAUGCACUUUGGUGAUCUUGUGUUUGUGAUCGUUUUCUCAACUAUGAUUUUGUAUAUGAAUUUUGAAGAUUCAUUUUCGAAUAAGUGAAUACUUGUGAACGAGAAACACAAGCGUACAUUGUUGUUCUAAAAGUAAUUUGAAUUGGAUUUCUCACGGAUUAAGUUGAUCGGACUUGGAGUACAAUAGGAUUUCAUGGUUUUGGAAUUCAAACUACUUUUAGCCACUUCAGCAUUAUGAAUGAAGCCCAACCAACAAAAAUUGUUGUUUCAAAAAUCAAUCACUAAUACAAUAUUCCUUAUUUAACAUUAUGUUAUAUGUUUUUUUUUAUAUAAAUAACUAAAACCGUGUAAUUGGUUUUCAAGUUCAUGGCUUUUGGUGAGAAACUAUUGAACUUGAACGGUUCUCCUAAUUUAGAAAGGUAAAGAAAUUUUUAGUCAACUGAAGAAGUUCAAACUUAGUUUUCAGUUAUUUCCAUCCCAUAUAUAUAAUAAUUCAGUGUUCUUAGAUGAAUUCAUCAAUCUUAAUUUGAUUCCUUGGAAGAAUAUUAAAAGUUCAAUCAUCAUCCUUUAAACUUGUGUCAAUAUGAAUGACUUGCAUUUCUUGAAUGCCAGGAAACCCAGCUGGUACCAAAAAGCCCUAAACAUGGCUUCUCAUUGGAGAGUCAUUCCAAGGUCCCAAGAGAUUACUUCCACUCCAAGAUUGUGGAGAUCCCCCACUACAAAAUCAUCUAAAGAGCUUUUCCCUACCACCAUCAACAACCCUACCAAGGGAAAUGCCAGGCUAAGAAAGUGCACAUCCAUGAGGGUUGCAACCUCAUUCACUAGGGUCUGUCUCUGUGCACCCAUCUCGUCUUAUAACGAAGUGUUUCGGGCCGAUUUCCCCCCAAGGAGAAGCAACAGUUACCCCAGUUCGUCGAAAGCUUUUCUCGUCCCGCAAGAAAGAAUAGUACCGCCGUUGAACCCUACGAGGCUUAGCACCGAAGGUAGGAGGUCUUUUUUUCGAGGACAAUCGUUGAACGAGGACGUGCUUAUGAGGAGAUUCGUGCUUGAAGAAGAAGCGAUGAUGGAGGUUAGGAGAAAGAUGAAUCAAAUGGAGAUUAUUAGGAAGAGGAGUAGUGUGAUGAUGAGGAGGAAGAAGCUCGGGCCUAGCCGUCUUAGCCAAAUGGUGAUUGCUGAGGUGGAUCAUGAAACCGUUGAAUAUUGAGUUUGAUUAUAACUUCAUUUUUUUAGAUGGAUUAAGUUUGAUUAUAACAUGAUUGUAAAUUCUGUUGGCAGUUUUGCAAUAAAAUGUUGCAAUUGUUUAGGGUCUAGGGCAUUGUUUUGGUGAAUUAUCUUAAAUUUCCGAAGGGAAGAUCUACAAUUGGAGUGCAAACUAGAGACAUUAUCAAUAAAAAUUGUCCAUGUAC